AUUUUCUUAAUCAUCAACGUUGUCAUAACUUUGGCUAUGCCAACGCAUUACCAGUACCACGGACCACCGGCGCCCAUAGGCCACGAUGGCAGGGUCAUGGACACGCCGGAAGUAGCACAUGCCAAAGCGGCGCAUCUAGCUGCCGUAGCGGAAGCUGUCGCGAGGGUUCCGCAUAGCGUGGCUUCCUACGCGAAAAAUCAGGACUAUCACGGAUAUGCAAACCCCGUAUCAGUUAAUCAUCAAAUGUACCACAGCGGAUACGGAUAUCACGGGUCGCCUGCCCCGUUAGAUCAUGAUGGUCGCGUAAUAGACACGCCGGAAGUGGCCCGAGCAAAAGCCGCGCAUCUGGCGGCUUACAAUCACAUAGCUUCCUCGACACCUGUCGUGUAUGAUCAUUCGCAGAUUUACAAGCCACCGGUUUACAAUCAUGACGGCUAUUAUGACGGCGACUCGUCAAGUCCCCUGUCUCACGAUGACAGAGAAAUUAAUGGUUACAACGAUUACGAAGAUGAUAGCCUGCUUGCACCUUGCGGUUAUACGUCAAUGAAAGGAACGCUCAUUAUCCAUCAUAUUCGCGAUAAUAAACAAGGUUUCAUGGCCGGAGUCACUUUCCACGCAAUUCAUCAAGCAAAAAGUAAUCGACCCUUCGUGCGGCCAACCGCGCCGGGCUUCCUGUUGGAUCAGUCGGGCCCUUGGCGGUUUCUCUUGACGAUGAUGAGGAGCGUGAAAGAGCCGGCUAACGAAGUCGGAAGACUGUACGAGACUGACCUCGGUGAUGCAUCCACAUCUGAGGAGAGGUGUAUCCCUUCCCAGAUUAUUCUAUUCGCAUUCUGCGCCAUCGCGACGGCAACACCGGUCUUGGACACGCCGGAGGUAGCGCAAGCGAAAGCGGCGCAUCUCGCCACUCAGGCUUAUGAGGCCGCGAGGAACACGAUCGGUUAUGGAUGGCCCGGUUAUGGAUGGUCCGGUUACGGAUGGCCCGCCCUUUAUGCACCUGCAAUUGCAUACGGCGCUCCCAUCGGCGCGGAUGGCCGAGUGAUAGACACACCUGAGGUCGCCCAGGCCAAGGCUGCCCAUCUCGCCGCUCACGCCCAAGAGGCUGCCAAGAUCGGACUGGUUCCAUACGGUGCACUAGCAUACGCCACCUCGCCUGCAUUCUAUGCUUACGCUCCACUUGGACCUGAUGGCAGGGUAAUCGACACUCCUGAAGUGGCCCAGGCUAAGGCAGCACAUUUGGCCGCACACGCUGCAGCAGCCCGAAACGCUGUUUAAUAAAUUGUAAAGUAAUCAUUGGAAAUUGCGUAUUGAUAAAAUCAAGCUAUCUCUUCUCAAUUGCGAAAGUACAUGCGGAGACACUUGUGCCAUGAUUAGCCAUGUUUUAUAUGGAUCUGAUGUGAGGAAGUUUUAACAAUAAACAAGCCAUUUUUAAGAA
Trachymyrmex cornetzi is the source of this 1432-nucleotide messenger RNA. RefSeq lists its product as uncharacterized. Lineage: Eukaryota; Metazoa; Arthropoda; Insecta; Hymenoptera; Formicidae. Bases 37 to 1272 code for a protein of 411 amino acids. The transcript is spliced from 5 exons. The record is from RefSeq and is a predicted model, not a curated record.